Molecule: messenger RNA, 1488 nt
Organism: Oncorhynchus gorbuscha (pink salmon)
Lineage: Eukaryota; Metazoa; Chordata; Actinopteri; Salmoniformes; Salmonidae
Exons: 8
Coding region: 428-784 (118 amino acids)
Source: RefSeq, a predicted model, not a curated record
CAGCCACACGCUGUAGCGCCAGCUCCCGCCUGACUGUCUGCGUAAAGCUUGGCGAAUCUCAAGUGGACCGUGAAGGAACUGGUUCAGUAAAACUUGUCAGAGUGAUUCGGAUGGACCUGGAGCAGCUGAGUGAAAGGGAGCAACGAGGGGUUGACCUGAGCUCUGCUGUUUGUUGAUCUGGGAGGGCAUGUCUGGGAGGGAGCAGGGAGCCACUCCAGAGAAGGUGAUAACAUGUUCUCCCAAACAGAGGAUCUGUUAUUUGUACAUCGUCCUCCCUCCCCCACAGCCACUUCUUCUUGUGCCCACUACAAUGGAGAGAGAAUGAGAAGAGGUGCUCCAAGCAGAAUGGAGACGUGCACAAAGAACAAUAACACCACACUCAGAAGAGGUGAGAGUGCGAUGAGGAGAGGAGCCAGAGAGUGAGGCGAUGGGCUGCACCUCUGCUAAGCAGGUGUCGGCCGUGCCCAGCGACGAGGAGGGCCGGGGCAAGGCCUACAGCAACGGAGACCUCUUCACCGACGAGUACAAGAUGAAAGGGGUGGAGGAGGUGAAGUACAUGCGUGGAGAGGAGGACCGGGUGAACGCACGCAACCAGGAGAACCUGGAGAAGACCUCUUUACAGUACAGGGGGAAACCGCACAAAGAAGGCUCUGGAGCCAACGCCAACAGGACAAAUAUCCACACAUCAGAGAGCCAGCAGGAGUUCUUCAGGAUGUUGGAUGAGAAGAUUGAGAAGGGACAGGACUACUGUUCAGAGGAAGAAGAGGCAGAGGAUGGGACAUAGCAAACUAGGCCUGACUCAACCCCCAACAGAGAGCCUCCCAGAGUGUGUGCGAGUGCAUGUUCGUCUGAAUCAGUGUGUGUAUGUAUGUUCCACUGCCUUUGUAUGUGAUUCUGUAUGUGUCUGUGUGAGCAUGUAGGUUUUUUGUGUGUGAAAGCGAGAUGGAUAGCUAUUCUCAAAGACUUUUGCCCCCCUCUUGGCUGUCGUCCCAUUGGGCCCCUGAGUGGAUUACUGGAGGGAGAGACGACGAGGAGACAUACAGACAGACAUGUGGACUCACUGCCCUGCAGGACUAUGGAGAGACAGUCAUGCAAACGGACAUGUGGACUCACUGCCCUGCAGGACUAUGGAGGGACCCUCCCCCCCCAACUACCACCCCAGUGAACUGUACUGUGGUCCCUGGUCCAGCUUUGUAUAUCCCACCCCAUGACUACAACAUGGAGAAGGAGGACGAACAGAGGAAGAAUGAGCAUUAUGGGAGUCUGGGAGACACCCUCCUGGUUUCCACCCUCCAUGGCCCUGACUAUUGUGCUUUGCUUGUGAAGAGCAGAGAUGUGGAUAGAGAAAGAGAGGUGCUGGGGAGGGGGAAGCACUUCCAUAACCCCCAUCAGACAACGGAGGCUCGCUGCUGCAGUGGGCCAGAGGACCUGCGAGAGGGUAGGGGGAUGGGAGGGGUGUUAAAUAAAAACCUAGAUAUUUUAAUAAGA